AACACCUCCUCCUCGUCGAUUUCGAUCACGACGAACGAGAGAGUAACCCGAGAGAGUCAUCUCUUCAUCAGUGAUUGUUGAAUCAAGAUUCGUCUCUUGAAAAGAUAAGAUGUCGAAGUCCUUGAAAAAGUCCCUCGCUUUCCAAUAAAACAAGAAAGAGAGGGGCCACCCUCAAGCAGUUGAAUCAUGUACGGUUAUCGGUAGACCGCGUGUAGGUUUCUCAUCAGAAGAAAACUCAAAACACAGAGAAAAGGAAGAACAGAUCAUAAGAACUAAUUGCUGCCAUUGAAAGGAAUCUGUUUAUCUCUGACACUAAAACUAAACGGACUCUAAAAGGAGAGAAAAGUUAUCGCUUUAUCAAAAAAAGGGAAAAGUUUUAAGCAUAGAACGAAAGGACUUUACUCGCUUUCGUACAGGGUUCAGUACCUACGAAAACCUUUUAUAGAGAUAAUGGAAAAGAAUCAAAAUGACUGUUGAAAUUUUACAGUAUAUUCAUUGUCAGGAGAUAGUCUUUUCACCAAACACGUUUUUCUUAAAGUCAUUAAAUCGACAAAAAUGUAUGGAAUUGAAUUUAAACUCAUCGUUAUACUUGUGGAUUGUUCUUUCGAGAACGUAUCACGUUUACAUCGACUCUGUCCGAAUUGUUCGACAGUAAUAGAACUACUAGAACUCGGGCUUCCGAUGACAAAUAUCACGUUUAAUAAAUUUUAAAACAACGGCAUGGUGGUCUCCUAGACCUGUGCAAAUCCCAUUUCUUAGCAGAAUAGUCCUUUUGUAGGCAUUUUCACCAUUUUCUAGUGAAACACUUUCAUGAGCCGGUACUGCCAGAUUAGCUUCUAUAUGUGCAGAGCUACAAAAUCACUAGCGGACAAAAAGUUUCGAAAUGUUAAGCACGUUCUCAGGAAAACGUUCAAAAAGUACAUGCUGUACAACUCUACGGGAUCUGUUUCGAAAGUGCUUGGUCAUAGACAAAAAUCUGCUUUUCUAAUUGCCCACGUCGAGUAUAUGCGAGAUAUAUGCCAUCUCACGUUCUGGAAUCCCGUAGAGUUGUACAGCAUGUACUCAAACUUUGAUAAACGAGAAAAAUCGCCUUUAAGAGCUGUUUUUUUCUAUCAUUAAAUGUUUUCUAAUCGCAACGCGAAUCCCUUCAUCGAAUAGAACUUGAAAAGGCGCAUCGAAUGCAUAUUUUGUUGUCUUAUGUUGAUAUGAUUUUAUGAGGAAAAAAUGGUUUACAAAAAAGGCCUACUUUUCGGAAAAAACGACCUUUUUAAACAUUUUCUUGAGAACGUGCUUAACAUUUCGAAACUUUUUGUCCGCUCGUGAAUUUGUAGCUCUGCACAUAUAGAAGCUAAUCUGGCGGUGCCAACUCAUGAAAGUAUUUCACUAGAAAAUGGUGAAAAUGCCUGCAAAAGGACUAAAAACAAUAAACGUGCUAACUUCGUUAUUGAGUCAAAAUGAAUUUACUGGUAACAAAAAAAAUGGUUGUCAGAAAUAAAGUACUUCUUGUUAAAACGAAUGAUUUUAUUCGAAGUUUAGUAGUUAAUUGGCUCAGCUCUGUUUUCACUGCCAUAAAUAGUAACGUAUUUUUAUUUGGUUUAGCUGUUGAUUAGAAUGUUCGGUUCUCGGUUCUGGUUCUCGACUUAGAAUCGAAACGAAAGCAACCGCGGUUUUCGGCUUAGAACCGGAAAAUAAUUUUCCAGGCAGUAACAAACAAUUCAACGAAACAGAAUUCAUUUUAUAGUAAACAAAAGGAUUGCUUGUAAAUGAUGGCAGGCAAAUAUAUCUUUUUGUAACUUUGUCAAGAGUGUGUUUUCAUUUUGUUAAAAGAAAGACAAGUCAAAAAGUCUCAGUUCCGAAACAAAGGAACAGUCUAAGAAAUUGCGGUUUCGGUUCCAUUGUCAGAACCGGCAGCGUGAUGCCGAAUUCUUCCGAUUUCCGACAAAGAAUCGAAAAUAAGAGAACCGAGAACCAAACAUCCCUACUGUUGACUGAUUUAGUCUACUUCAUUGAACCAAUUGUAUUUAUAAUAAUUGCAUUGUUCUUACACGUACAAAUGUCUCUAAUCGAGGAUCCUACAAACAAAAUCCCAUAAUAUUUAUUCAUAUGUCGACAGCAUCAUAUCGGGUUUUUUCGAAAUUUUAAGUAUUAAGCCUUCAGACGUUUUAUAAUUUAAUUAAAGACUACUUUAAAUCAACUUUUUCGUAUGUGAUAAACUUUGAAAAUUAGUGUUUCUUAUAUACUGCAUACUGGGAUAAACAAGAAGUAAAUAGACAAAACAAACGAGUACAUCUAUCACUUUAUUUCUUUACACACAGAAUCUUCGAAUAUGAAUUGAGUUUCACAUCCGCUCUCUGUCGGUCAGUGUCUGAUCAUCUUCAUCUUGACCAAUUAUAGAGAUACUGGUUUCUUUUAGAAUUCCGAAAUAAAUAAAUAGUUCCAAUACAUCAGUUUAUGUGUGUUUAUUAAAUCUCUAUGAGAUGAGAAACAAUUCUUGUCUGACGUUAUAGAAUUUAUGUUAUUGUUUUUACUCUCUAUGAUGUUUUAGAUGUUUAUUGGUCUUCAUUAUUUACUCUGCAAUCGUUGUCCAUCAUCAUUCUCGUUAUAUUUAUCGUUUUAUCGUCUAUUAGGUGUAACAAAAACGGAUGUUGUAUCAACCUCAAAAUUGAUUCAAACUCUUUUGAAAUCACAACAAGACAAUAAAAAUAAUUCUUUACCAAAGACUGAAACGAUAUUAUUUUCGACUGAACAAUUAAUUAGCCAUGUAGAACAAGAAACAAUAUCUCCAUUGAACCAAUGGAUACUCAAUUGUUUAGAUGUUAUUCAUGAUGCUAAUACAACACAAAUUCGUCCGAUGAAAUUCGAUUUUAAUCAAAAUUCAUCAAAAUUAAAUUUACUCUAUGAACAAUUGGAAAACUAUCGAAUAGGAUCAAAUCAACAAAUAUUUCCAUUAGAAGAUGCAUUACUCUAUUUAAGAUAUGUUCGAUUAAUAAAUGUGGCAUUUAUUUAUCGCUACAUUA
Messenger RNA from Didymodactylos carnosus, 3017 nucleotides. The record is from the annotation of a GenBank genome assembly. NCBI's taxonomy places the organism in Eukaryota, Metazoa, Rotifera, Eurotatoria, Philodinida, Philodinidae.